AUGCCUUCUCGGCGCAACACUUCUCAACGAAACUUCACCGUCAGCAGAUUACAAACCAAACCCUCUGCAGCUUUAAGACUGAGGCAUAGAGGGGAGACUAACUUCUCAGACGUUGACGUCGCCUACCACAUGGCUGAUGGAGAUGGAUCUGAGGAAAUGUGUGAUGCACUACCUGAUCUUCCGCCAAAGAGUUGCUACUUGAUUACUCAAGCCGUUCCAGGAAGUUCGGUCUUUGAAGCCCAUGUCAUUCCCGAGUUCUUUAAACUCCAGACACCACCGGAUUUCAAGACCACGUAUGUUACGAGAGAUGGAGAGAACUAAGUUCUCAUGUGUAGCGCUGGUACCGUGGUGGCUGGCCAUGGAGGCAGUGGAACGAGUAGUAGAUCUAACAGUGUUAGUCGAACGGGUAGUAUGUCUAGCACUGCAAGACAAAGCCAAAGUCAUACCCAAAGGCCAAGCGGUACUAGCAGUAAUACCAGUUCGGGUUUUACCGUAAGACCUGGCAGUGUUAGUCGACCAAGCGGUACUAGCACUAAUGCCAAUUCUGGUUCCACCGCUAAACGUACCCACAAUCCAGUUGCUUAA
Molecule: messenger RNA, 585 nt
Organism: Hymenoscyphus albidus
Lineage: Eukaryota; Fungi; Ascomycota; Leotiomycetes; Helotiales; Helotiaceae
Source: the annotation of a GenBank genome assembly